AUGAUAUCAUCUCUAAAUAAAAGAUUACUAGCAAAAUCAAAGUUAAUUUUACAACAUACCACCAGAGUACAACAUCAACAACUAUUAUUAAGAAGUUUUACAUCACAACAACAACAACAACAACAACAACAACAACAACAACAACAACAACAACAACAACAACAACAACAACAACAACAACAACAACAACAACAACAACAAGAGCAAGAAAAACAACAAGAGCAAGAACAACAAGAUAAAAAUCAACAACAAAACGAAAAUACAAACGAAAACAAUAAUAAAAACAAUAAUAAUAAUAAUAAAAAAUUUGAACAAAUCUCUAAUAACAGGACAGUAACAUGGGCUAGUUUAACUGUUGCAUUAAUAAGCGGUGGUAUCGGUUGGUUAUAUUAUGAUCAUUUAAUGACUAAAAAAAGAGAAAGACAAAAUGAAAUUAAAACAUAUGGAUCAUCAUCAGUUGGUGGACCAUUUGUAUUGAUAGAUGAAAAUGGAAAACCAUUUACAGAUUUAGAUUUAAAGGGAAAAUAUGGGUUAUUAUAUUUCGGAUUUACAUAUUGCCCAGAUGUAUGUCCAGCAGAAUUAUAUAAGAUGACAAAAGUAAUUAAAAAUUUAGAAUCAAAUGGAUUGGGUGAUUCAAUAGUACCAGUAUUCAUUACAAUCGAUCCAUGGAGAGAUACAAUCGAACAAGUUAAAUCAUACAUAGAAGAGUUUCAUCCAAAGUUUAAAGGUUUAACAGGUACACCAGAACAAAUCACAAAAGUGGCAAAGAGUUAUCGUGUUUUCAUGAGCAAAUCAGGUAAAGGUGAUGACUAUUUAGUUGAUCAUACUAUCAUUGUUUAUUUAGUUGGUCCAGAUGGUAAAUUUAUUGAAUUCUAUAAUGUAAAUCAAGACUCUGAUAUUAUCACCAAUAAAAUUAUCACUCGAAUUGCAAAUGGUGGUAAAGGUGGUGAUAAUAGAGGUGAAAUUAAAUCUGAAAAAAGUUAUUUUGAAAAAAUUGCAAACUUUUUUAAAUAA
This is a messenger RNA of Dictyostelium discoideum AX4, 1014 nucleotides long. RefSeq lists its product as hypothetical. The record is from RefSeq and is a predicted model, not a curated record. The transcript has 2 exons. NCBI's taxonomy places the organism in Eukaryota, Evosea, Eumycetozoa, Dictyosteliales, Dictyosteliaceae. Bases 1 to 1014 code for a protein of 337 amino acids. Gene Ontology annotation, cellular component: mitochondrion.